Molecule: messenger RNA, 1542 nt
Organism: Diaporthe amygdali
Lineage: Eukaryota; Fungi; Ascomycota; Sordariomycetes; Diaporthales; Diaporthaceae
Product: cytochrome p450 monooxygenase
Exons: 5
Coding region: 1-1542 (513 amino acids)
Molecular function (GO): iron ion binding; monooxygenase activity; oxidoreductase activity, acting on paired donors, with incorporation or reduction of molecular oxygen
Source: RefSeq, a predicted model, not a curated record
AUGGGCGCUAAUUUGGUCUCUCGGGUCUACAGCAACUUGCCGGAGAGGGGUGCGUUGAUAGCAAUUGCCCUGGCUUCAGUUCUCAUUUAUUAUGCUGCCAACACUGUCAUCGCCUGGCGUCGCCUCCGCCACUUCCCCGGCCCACCCCUAGCCUCCAUCUCUAAUCUUUGGAGCUUCUUCACAGUUGCAGGCGGACAAUGCCAUACCAAGAUCGCUGAGGCACAAAAGAAAUACGGUAAAGCGAUGCGCAUUGGUCCUGAUGCGAUUAUGGUUUAUGAUCCCGAGACCAUCUGGCACAUGAACUCUGCGCGCAGCUCUUACAGUCGCGGCGGCUGGUACGAUAGCAUGAAGUUUCACCCGGAAGGCGACAGCGUAUUGAGCGAGAUGAGCACGGUGCUGCACGACAGGCGAAAGGCUAACCUGGUCAGUGGGUUCGCUGGCAAGGGCUCGAUCAACCUCGAGAUGAGUGUUGACUCGCAGAUUGCGGCUUUGGUGAAGUACAUCCGGACCAAGGCUGUAGAUGGGCAGGGCAACAGGCUAGGCUUCAGCAAGAUCAUCAGGUGGUUCCAACUGGAUCUGAUCUCUCUCAUUAGGUUAGGUAAGGCAUGGGGAGACCUAGCUGAUGAGACUGAUCACUUCGACUUUCUGGGAAGCAUGGAUCGGGCCAUUCCUCUGAUCCAUUCAAUAUCUCUCGUGCCGUUCAUGCGCAACAUCAUCUUCUCGAAGCUCUUCUUGUACCUGGCUGCGCCGAGAGUCACUGACAAGGAAGGAAUGGGGAGGUCUAUAAGGGAGAUGAGAUCAACAGUCAGGUCUCACUUCGAGAGUAUCACCGACAUCAAAUCAGGACGCCAACACGGUAACAUGUUGAGUGAAUGGAUCAGGCACGGGCAUAGUCCAGAGCAAUGCGAGUGGGACCUUGCUAUUCUUAUGCCCGCCGGCACCGAAACCAGCGUCACGGCUAUGCGCGGCACAUUAUUGCAUAUUCUGUCAUCGCCAGCCGUGUACCACAAGCUGAAACAAGAAAUUUCAGACGGCAUCAAGGCAGGCCGAAUCUCGCAGCCUAUCACACAUGACCAGGCUAAGGAGAUGCCGUAUCUGCAAGCUGUUAUCAGUGAAGGCAUGCGGGUGGUCCCACCUGUAAUCAACGGAUUCUCAAAGAAAGUCCCGCCGGGUGGCGAUACGAUCUGCGGCAAGUUCGUACCCGAAGGUACCGAAAUCCACACGAACUACGUCGCAAUGUUGAUGAAUACGGAGGUUUUUGGCGCAGAUGCCGAAACGUUCCGGCCAGAGCGCUUUUUGGAGUGCGACGACAAGCAAAGAACUUAUAUGUUGAAGACAAUUGACUUGUCUUUUGGGCAUGGUCGUUGGCUAUGUCUGGGCAAGUCCCUUGCUAUAAUGGAGCUGAACAAGAUCUUCGUUGAGCUGUUGCGAGUUUUCGACUUCCAGAUCACUCAUCCGGAACAACCCUGGAAACGCAAAGUGUACUCGACUUCCGUUAUUGAGGAUUUCGAACUUCAAGUCUGGGAGAACCCAUUGGAUUAG